Molecule: messenger RNA, 3984 nt
Organism: Lytechinus pictus (painted urchin)
Lineage: Eukaryota; Metazoa; Echinodermata; Echinoidea; Temnopleuroida; Toxopneustidae
Product: protein-lysine N-methyltransferase EEF2KMT-like
Exons: 8
Coding region: 136-1326 (396 amino acids)
Source: RefSeq, a predicted model, not a curated record
AUACCGUACCGCCGGCCGGCACGAGCUAGCUCUGGACGAGUCACGAGUACGGUACGCUAUCGAAGACUCGAGGGUGUUCGUUUUAAGUUAUUCUUGUUAAGCUGUUGCAGUCUGAUGAAUAGACCUUGAAGCGAUAUGGAAAUGGACCAACUUGUGAACCAAUAUUUUGAAAUGAUCCCACUUCGACACUUGAGUUGGGGGGAUGCCUUUAAUUCAGCUGCUCCUUCGCUAGAGAAACAACAGAACAUUCUCAAAAAGACUUUGAUGUCAUCCGUGUCCAGAGAUUUCCCUCCAACACUCAAAUACAGAAGACUCUUCGCCAAGCACAUUUUGAAACAGUGUGAGGAGUAUGGUGAAGAGAUAGCAGAAGAACUGUAUGAGGUAUACUCCACAUUGGUGGCACAGAAUGAGACAGAGGAUCAGAAGACAUUCUUCAAGACAUACAAACUGCCAUCAGGUAAUCUUGUCACUUUGAAGGAAUCACUUCACCUUGUAAGCAAUGGAACCACUGGAUUGAUAUCAUGGCCUGCUGGUCAACACAUGGUUGAAUGGGUAGCAGAGAACACUCAUAUCUUUCAGGACAGGAGAAUACUGGAGCUUGGGAGUGGUUUAGGAUUAACCGGUCUAGCGGUGUGUGACCUCUGCCGACCUUUGACCUACACAUUCUCCGAUUGUCAUAAUGAUGUCUUAGACAUGCUUCAAGAGAAUCUCCUAUUAAAUAUCCAUAGAAACAACUCACAGCAGAUCUCACAGGGCGAUCUAGUGAGGUCUAGGUCUGUUCCAGAACGUUGCAACGACCAAGAUGAGAGUCAAAGAACUUCCAAGACAACUCCACUUAGAACUCUUGAACAGUGUAGCAAGUGUGACGUUGGUGUAUGGUUCCAUAGAAGAAAGCAAGGUGUGCAAACCUGUGUUGAAGAGGAAAAUAGAUUGGAACAAAACAGACUUGUGGCACAGGAUGCAAAUCAAAUUCCUGCUUCAAAAACUGAGGUGUCUUUGUGUUGUUUUAAUUGGGAAGAGGUUGCAAACGACUGGCUUGAAAGUCUAAAUGCAGAUGUUAUCCUAGCGGCUGACGUGGCCUACGAUUCAAGGGUUCAACCCGCCUUGAUACGUGUUCUCGGUGCCUUGCUGUGUGGACCAAAAAAUCAACAUAGAACUGCUUACAUCGCUUCAACCAUCCGCUGCAAAGAUACCUAUAAGUUGUUCAUAGAGAGAAUUGAUGAUGCUAACUUGGUUGCUAUGGUGAUGACCUCACCUCAACAUCAUUUUUUCCAUUACGACAAGGCCUGCUCGAUAGAGAUAUUGAGACUGACGCCGAAAAGAUGACCUUUGCAGUAAAUUUUGACGGCUGAUGAAUGACUCAAUUCCAUGACCUCGGCACUUCCCACUUACCAUAGCAUAAUUUUCUUCAGCAAAUUUAUCCACACAGUGCUGCACUCUACCCAGGUGAGGUGAAUUAGUACCUGGCAGGAAUUACUUGAAAUCUAUGCUUGUGUAAUGUAAUAGGCUUGUUGGGAUAAAGCCAGGGUCAUAUUAUCCAAGUCCCUUUGGAAGCGCAUCAAGAUUUAGUUGAUACGCCUGAUAUGUGCUAUAUAAGAGGUAUAUGUUAUUUAUAAACCUUAUGGUCGGAAUAAAAUGUGAGCAUUUAAACUCAUAACCCGCAUGAACAACUUACCCUUUCUAACUUCUCUGGGAUUUUUAUGAAAUGUUUUACAGAUCCGCUCACUGUAUUUAAAAGAACUGAGACCCUUGAUUUAGGAGUAGCCAAUAUAUUUUUGUGAAAGAAAUCUUGUAAAUGAUGACAAAUCUAUGAAAGGGCAUACAAAUUUAACAUGUUGCUUAUUGACUAAGAGGUGAACUUGGUAAGAUUAAUAGUCAAAAUAGAGUGCAAUUACUUUGUGUAUUAAGAAUGAAAAUCCUUCAAUACUUAAUUAACAGUGUUAGAAUUGCAUGGUUUGGUCUAGUAACUGGCAAAUUGUGCAAUUUCAACCAAAUAUGUUAAAUCUAUCUUAGUUUUGAUAAGCCGCAACAUAAUACCAGCAUCAUAAGCUACCUAACUGAGGUAUAUAGUAUACAGGUAAGCAUACUUUACUUGUACACAAAGAAUAAUAAAGGCGUAAUUGAUUUUACAGUCAUAGAUAAAGCAUUUAUUCUGAUUCUUGCAAGAAUUUUAUGCGAUUCAUCGGAAAUAAACACAAAAGUACUUGCUUGCAGCAAAUCAAGGCAUCUGGAAAAACAACAAAAUACCAGAGGCACAUUUUUCACAGAACUUGGAAUCAAAUAGAGCAUAGUUCUUACCAAUGAACAUGAGCUAAUUUUGAUCUAUCCAUUGUCAACUAUCCAUCAUUUCUAGCUCCAUGUGCUUGUACUGUAGGUAUUAAUUGAUAGAUGCUUUGCCUGAUUAGUUGCGUGAAAAAUGUGCCAGAGGUUUCGCGAAGCUGGCAACUGUACAAGCAUAUACAACAUUUACACCAAAAAUUAAUUUAUAAAUACAUUAAGAAAUAUGUACAGAAGAUUAAUCUAUAUUUCUUUAUUUACAUAUACACACUAUGAAAUUCUGUAUAUACACGUACACUCUUUGUAUGAAAUUGUAAACAGACAAAUUUCAGGUAGCUAGAAAAUCAGCUUAAAAUAUCAUCACUCUCAUCAAUAAUUGAUACCCAUAUCUAAUGAUUACCGUGUUCAUAAAGCUCUUUAUUUACAUAUUAACAUACUAUGCAUAUUUGUUCUUACUUUACAUUGUAUAGAAUAGAAUACAGUGAAACCUAGUAAAGAAAGAAAAAAAGGGGGAUUUGUCAAUGUUCAGUAUGAUCAUGCCUCGGUUAUGAAUAAGUUGUAUCAAAACUAAUAUUGAAAUUGACAAAAUAUAUAAUUAAAAGCUUUUAAGCUAACCCCCCCCCCCCCCCCCCCACUAAUGCAAGUCUUGUGCAUUUCAUUGCUUGCCAGUUGAAUAUUUUUUUUAAAAUUAUCGCGCCUGGAAAAUUGGCUUUAUUGAGCUUCUUCACGGCCUUACUUAUGUGACAUCACGCUGCGCCAGGAGGGUUGAUAACAUGGGUUUGUAUGUAGAGAAAAUUUUUAUUUUUUAUUUUUCCCCUGGAAUUAUGCAUUCAAUUUUUUGCACCAUUAUCACAUGGAAUCCCAAGGUGAGCAUUCCUGCAUACUCAGAUUCAUUCAUGAAUCCUUAUGCUUAGGAAUAGUUUUUGCCAUGUUUUAUGUUUUUCUUAUUUGGCAUAGAUUGUGUGUAAUAGAUUUUCUUGACAUACAAAUCAUGGUCAAAUUAGUUUAAAGAAAUCACAAGAGCAUGGUCAAAAGUUGAAGUCUUUAUCCAUUCAAGCACUUGAUAUUUUCAGUGUUAUUUUCCUUUUCAAAUUGUGAUAACAGAUAUUUUAAAAAUUUAAUCUGGAAAUCAAGAAAUUAUUGACCAGGGCCCCGUCUUACAGAGAGUUGCGAUUGAUCCAAUCAAUCGCAACUAUGGACGGCCAGCAACGUCAACAUCUAUUAUGCAUGUUUGUUCAAAAUAUUUUGUAGCUUUGAUGAAUAUUCAUGCAUUCUUUGUUUUCUUAAAACUUCACUGUGCUUCUCUUUGUUUACAAAGGACAUUGUGCAAAUUUCCUGUAGAAAAAAUUAUGACACUGUUGGAUUUCCAUAGAGUUACGAUUGAUUGGAUCAAUCGUAACUCUUUGUAAGACGGGGACUGUUCUACGUCAUACCUAUGUAAUCACACCCUCCUUGCACAGUAUGAUAUCAUGUAAUUCAAGUUGUUUAGAACCACAAUAAAGCAACCUGUUAAUUUGAUGUUCUUUUUCAAGCAAAACACUCAGCUGGCAAGUGGUGAAUAUGCAUGAAACUUGCAUUGUUAUGCCUUGUAGCAUAUUAUAAUGUUUUCAAUUUGUCAGUGUUUACUUUUAGCUUUGGUUAGAGUGAGAGUUUUAAGCACAGAACCUUUCGGUCUUAACAGAUUCAUUAAAAAAAUCAUGCAACUGC